Molecule: messenger RNA, 490 nt
Organism: Jaminaea rosea
Lineage: Eukaryota; Fungi; Basidiomycota; Exobasidiomycetes; Microstromatales
Exons: 1
Coding region: 107-352 (81 amino acids)
Source: RefSeq, a predicted model, not a curated record
GCCGGCGGCUGGUGGGCAAGAAGAGGAUGAGGAGGACGAGGAUGAGAUGGACAUGGCAGACUCGGAUUCCGACGAUGAGACUGGACCCAAGCCACCGCCGGCGUAGAUGAGCUGCGCUCAGAGGAGAAGAUGUCGACGCCUAGGAGGAAACCAACACUGUACAAUACCCAAGAUCUUUCACCGUAGCGUCGGGUUGGAGAGGGAAGGCUGUGCGACGUGCGUUGCUCUAAGCUGGCUGGUCUUUGAAAGGACGGUGCGCAACCGUUAUCCAAGCCGAGAACUAGCAACGCCACGCAAGCAGACGUGGCUAGUGCCCCUCACGACUUCGCUGAGGCUCACAAGAAGACGAUGACGAUGCUCGCGAGAGCCUGCUUCACGCAACCAUCGACGCAACGCCAGUCAAGAGAGCAAGAAGAUGACAUUUGAAGUCUGUCUGAGAUCGCUAGCGAGAGCUCUCUUUGGUCGGGAAAGACGAAACAAGAACAACAUA